AUGAAUAAUCUCAAUCUCGGGCCAAACGUUCCUAAAUCAUUCGGCGCCUUUCCUACCGUUGGAGGAGAAUUAGCAUUUUCCGAGUUAAAGUUGGCUGUCCACGUUGAGCAAAGUCAAGCGUACGGUAUUAAACAAAAACGAAAGUUUGGUUCUCUUUUCGCCGAUUACGACUUGGACUGGGAUAAUAAUAGCAAUAAAGAUGAGCCAUUACCAAAAUAUCUUCCACUGACAUUAGGUUCUGGAGAUAACGAUGUGAAACUAAAAAAUCAUAGACGAACGAAUAUAGCUAUCGACUCGAACCAUGUUACGGGACGAAACAACGUGGAGUGCAAUGAGGCAGAAGUAAGAGUCCUAAUAAAGAGUACACAUUCUUGGCUGACGCCUUUCACUGCCUCUUUGUUGGAGGAAUGCCGAGGCAAAACCAUAGUGUUCAUUAGCGACCUGCAUUACUUGCCUUUUUGA
Molecule: messenger RNA, 462 nt
Organism: Acaulospora colombiana
Lineage: Eukaryota; Fungi; Glomeromycota; Glomeromycetes; Diversisporales; Acaulosporaceae
Source: the annotation of a GenBank genome assembly